UCAACUUGUCUCCUUUCCAACCCACCCCACAAAGCCAGGAAAAAACCCCUACAUUCCUCCCUCUUCUUUGCCGCGGCGCCGACAUCGAUCCAUCCCUAACAAAUAACACGAUGUCGCGCGCCACGGUCGCCAUCCUCUUCUACAUCCUCACAGCCGCCGCCGCCAUCAGCGCGGCGGCGCAGGCCCCAGCGGAGUCGCCAUCGCCAAAGCCAUCGAAGAGCACGGCAGCUGCCACCCCUGCAAAGGCACCCACCGUCGCAUCGGCACCGAGGAAGGCCGGACCAGCUGCCGCGCCGACGACCACCGUGGCUACCUCCGCGCCUGCUGGUGGCGACGAGGUGUCCAUCCCCCCUACGCCGUUCGCCACCGUGGUGUCUCCCGUCGCCGAUGGACCUGCCGAUGCGGCUGACGCCGAUUUCUCCGGUGCCGGUGCUCUCAAGAGGUGCGCUGCCGUUGCCGGUGUCGCGGCUGCCAUUGCCACCGUCACCUUCUACUAAGAUGCCGGAUGCAGAGAUGUGGAGUGUCAUGGUGAGCUGUUAGGGUGGACAGCAGGAGGAAGGCGUUACUGUCGUUGGGAGGGGCCACAUAUUUCCUGGUUUUGCUCAUCUCACUUGCUUGUGCAACAUUAUGGGGUCGACACUAUAUCAAUUGAAUGCAUUUGAACGACUGAUAAAACUUUUCUGACGA
Molecule: messenger RNA, 687 nt
Organism: Oryza sativa Japonica Group (Japanese rice)
Lineage: Eukaryota; Viridiplantae; Streptophyta; Magnoliopsida; Poales; Poaceae
Product: anther-specific protein BCP1
Source: RefSeq, a predicted model, not a curated record